Molecule: messenger RNA, 1464 nt
Organism: Aspergillus niger
Lineage: Eukaryota; Fungi; Ascomycota; Eurotiomycetes; Eurotiales; Aspergillaceae
Exons: 3
Coding region: 1-1464 (487 amino acids)
Source: RefSeq, a predicted model, not a curated record
AUGGACGUGCUGAGCAACCAGGGUCACCUAUGGCUGGUCGGCCUUGCCAUGCUCUCACUCGCUGGGUUCCUCCUCGUCACCGGAAGAUUGCAGGGUAGCGGUUUCUUGGGUCGCGUUCGCAACAACAGGUUCUCAAAACGUGGAUGGCAGCCAUGGGCAGCAGCAACCGAUGAGAAGCCAUCAACUGGACCGCCUUCUGGAACCUACGUGAACGUCUUUCCACCGCAACGUCGUCAUCUCCUGGAUUCGUCAAAAAUUGCGAUUUCAUGUGAAAAUGUCAACGAGGAAGAAAUUGCAAAGUACCCACUGCCCAUGACUGCGAACUAUGAGACAUGCACGGACAAGAGAUAUACUCCAACAGGAUUCUCUGUGGCGGAGGUCAAGGCACUGGGUGAUUUCCCUGACUAUGCUGAGCUCAGUGGUGUGCCCUUGCCGGAGCCUUACUACGAGUUCGACAUUGACAAGGCGUUGCCACGACCUUAUCGCCCAUUCCGGUGGUCCUACCAUCAGACAAUGUCCCUUACGAAGCUGGAGACCGAUUGGUGGAUCGAACUCGAGAACACAUACAGAGAACGAAUAACACAGCGCAAGGAGUUGUACGCAAAACACGGCAGCUCCGUACUUGGUUAUCUUCCUGGCUCAGAACUGGCCUGCAAGGAGCUCAUGGAAAUGGUAUUGCAGUUUAUCUGUGCUCGCUAUCCGCAGUGCUUUUUCAUCGAGAACUAUCAGAUUCUGCACAAUCGCAUCCUAGGCACGACAGAGGAUAUCCGGUCCAAGCAUCCCCUCGAGGUUCUUAUCGAUAAUGUGCCGGAGGACUUUGGGAUUAUGAUGCGCGAUGAGAAGACAGGUUUCUACUUCCUACGCGCAGGCGUCAUCUGUUCGUCUUUGGGAUGGAAUGUUGGGACCAAGAUUGGCCUUCAGCUGCAUCAGAUCCACGAGGAUAUUCCCGACUACAAAGAGAAGAUGCAAUUCUCCAUGGAUCGAUUCUUCACUAAGAUGCCUGCCGACAAGCCCAUCCAGAGAGGAUCCUGGGGACUCGAGGUCGGCCAGCCUCUGUACAUGCCCAAAGGGGACCCUCACGAGGAACUACGCCUUUCCCAGGACCCGAACCUUCAGCUGGACAAUUGUCAUCUCCGAGUCGACUGGCAGACUCUUCGUCGUCUUCCUCUUUCCGCCGCCAUUGUUUUCAAUUUCAAGGCCCUUUUCACCCCGGUGUCAGAAUUCCGAGAUGAGCCAGGUGUGCCUGCAUUGACGCUCAAGAUUCUGAAGGAAGGUAAAAAGAAUCUGAUGGAUUACAAAGGCACCUGGCAUGUGGAGCACGUUGUAAUCCCAAAGCUUGAAGAGUGGGCCAAGGAACAGGAAGACAAGGGACAUGUCCCCAAGAAUUGGCAGGUGUCAACCUUGGAUGACAGUCCAUGGUACAAGGGAUGGCAGGAGAAAUGGCAUCGCCAGCAGGGAUUCUAA